Messenger RNA from Oncorhynchus nerka (sockeye salmon), 3191 nucleotides. Its product is annotated as vascular endothelial growth factor A-A-like. Gene Ontology annotation, biological process: response to hypoxia; positive regulation of mast cell chemotaxis; vascular endothelial growth factor signaling pathway. Gene Ontology annotation, cellular component: membrane. Bases 729 to 1385 code for a protein of 218 amino acids. The transcript has 8 exons. The record is from RefSeq and is a predicted model, not a curated record. NCBI's taxonomy places the organism in Eukaryota, Metazoa, Chordata, Actinopteri, Salmoniformes, Salmonidae. Gene Ontology annotation, molecular function: nucleic acid binding; vascular endothelial growth factor receptor 1 binding; growth factor activity.
GCUAGAGACGACCAUCCCUCCUUGCCUCACGACAAUUCGACAGUGUUGCCGCACAAGAGACCGAAACCGGAGGAGAUGUUUUAGACCUCCGAAAAUAUUUUACGGUGAUGCGUUAACGAUUUCAAGAGGAUAUAAGAGAGCUGGGAUCAAGCAAACCGGGAACGAGCAGGAAGCGAAAAUAAACGGCAGUUUCUGUCACGGUUGGAAGUUUUGACGGAUUUCAAAACAGUGGAUUCUGUGAAUGUGAUUGUAAACACUGUUCUGGGGUUGACACGAAUGUAGGCUUAAUUGCGUAGGACAGAAAGUUUCUGUAGGCUAAUAGCAAUUUUCCUUUUUCCAAUGGACUCGCAUUUGGAGACUGCUUGCACACAAAGUAUGGAAUUACCCCUGUAAUGUGGAUUGCAAUUUCAUUUGAAGAAAAUAAAGGUCUACUCCAGAACAAUGUGAAAAGAUACGCGUCCUGGAUUCUAAUGUUUCUGGAUAUCUUGAAAAUUAUUGGCAACAGUUGAAAUUAUGCUCAACCGAUUUUUGCUCAGGUGUCUUGCCUGCUCCGACCGUGGGACCAAAAUGGAUUUGACGCCACUACAGACCCCGGUCCCCCUUUUACAGAAGUUCUAACAGUUAUUACACUUUGCUAUUACUGUUUUAAACUUUACAAAUGCUUUGGAAGAAAUCGCCAGACGACCCGCUUGGAUUUUAAAUCUACAUUUGCAUUUGGAAUUUCAAUCAUGAACUUUGACAGUUUGAUAACAUUAUUUCUCCUGACACUUCUGUAUUUGUCAGCUGUCAAGAGUGCCCACAUACCUAAGGAAGGAGGGAGAAGUGCGCAUGACGGCGUGAUCUCCUUCAUGGAGGUGUACAAUAAGAGCCUGUGUCAGCCCAGGGAGCUGCUGGUAGAGAUCCUACAGGAGUACCCAGAGGAGGUAGAACACAUCUUCAUCCCAUCCUGUGUGGUGCUGACACGCUGUGCAGGCUGCUGCAACGACGAGAUGCUACAGUGUACGCCAACCUCCACGCAUAACGUCACCAUGGAGAUAAAAAGAAUAAAACCCCACAAGCAACAAAAUGAUAUCUUCAUGAGUUUUACAGAACACAAUGCAUGUGAAUGCAGGCCAAAGAAUGAAGUGAAAGAACAGAAAGAAAAAGAACCCUGGAAAGGCAAGGGCAAAGGCCAAAAAAGAAAGCGAAAGAAAAAGCGUGAAAAAAAGAAUCGCCACUCUCAGUGCGAGCCAUGUUGUGAUGGCUGUUUAGCGAGGAGAAAGCGGUUGUUCAUCCAGAACCCUCUGACCUGCCAGUGUUCCUGCAGAAACUCUGACGCCGACUGCAGGGCACGUCAGCUGGAGCUCAACGAGAGGACCUGCAGAUGUGACAAGCCCAGGAGAUGAGUCUAAGCUUAAGAUGAAACAACGUGAAGGGACAUUCACAAGAUAUUUCACAGCACUUUCAACUCUGAGCUUAUCUUCUUUGUGGAAAGCAUUCCCCUGGACUGACUGAGAAACAGCAGUGAGAAAAGAGAGGGGGAGAGAGAAAGAAAUAAUACAUUAAUAGAAAAAUAAUCCCAAUGUAUCUGCAUAUACUAAGAGAGAGAGAAAGAAAAAGUACAGAAUUUGUAUUGCUGCUAAAAGAGCUAACUAAAACCCAUCGUUUGGCGUUUGACUGGACUACGGUUUUGUUGUUGAUUCAUUUAUGCAAAUACUUCACUGGAUAUGUGUGAGUACUGUGGUUAUGUGUUAAAUCAUAAGGAACAAAACCUUGCUAUGUGGUACGUAUAUCCACAGAAGAGAAGAGGAAGGAAGAACAUUCUUCCUGACCCAUAGACUCCCUUUGCAGGAGCCCAAUUGCAAUGGCAGGACAGCCAAUGGGAGAUAGGGAUCCGUCCCUUUAUGACAGCACUUCCUUUUCCUUAAAGGAAGUUCUAGAACUGAUGCGUGGAACGUGUGGAAAGCUAGAACUGUGUAUUUUGCUGGCCUAGCUAGCAGUGGAACUGGAUUUGGAGUGCCAUAAUACCCAAAGGGAUACUGAUGAUUGAUUUUGGUAUACAUGGAAACCACUAGAAACAACUGAUACUGUAGCUUGAUUCCAUUGAGAAACUGCCUCACAAACUGUGCUAAUCACUUUAGAGUGAGAAAUCCUGAAUUAGCUUCUUAAAUUAUUUUUGUUUAUUUUUGGGGGAGGGGAGGGGGAUGUUAUGCUGUCUGGUUGAACUCAAUACAGAAUGCAAUAGUAUAGAUGGCAAACAGUCUGUAUAUACUAUACCUACUUAAUAUCCCUUAUGUCAUAGUCCACUAUAGAUAAUUUAUAAUGUUAGAGUAUUUUCAGUAUUCAGUCCUCUACCCAUAUUUAAUUUGAUCUAUUUAUAUAUCAAGUGUUAUGUUCCUUUGGGUUUCCCCCCUUCCUGCUAUGUGAUGCCAUUGUGGUCUCCAUUCUGCCUAGCUACAAGGAGAUACUGCUCUAGGCUUUUAUAAGAAAAAGAAAAACCUUUACGUUAACAUUCCUGAAAUGGAUCAUUUGUAUGGACGCCAUCUAUUCUGGAUUUAUCAACCCUUUUUAUAGAGGGUGGAGGUUCUGUGUGUGAUUUUUAACCUGCUCUAUGGUCUUGGCGUGUGCGUGUGUGUGUGUGUGUGUGUGUGUGUGUGUGUGUGUGUGUGUGUGUGUGUGUGUUAGAGAGGCAGAGGAGGCUUAUGCUUGUCUUGAGCUCCAUCACGCAGAUAACAAUAAACCAUUGCUAAAAGAAAGCUUGGCCUACCAAGUCAACUGUUUGUAUUACAGCUAGCAAUCUGCAAUAUCAAGAAUAUAUGAUAUCGUGAUAAUAGUACUUAUGGUUUCUUUUCCAAUAUUAACAUGUUUUUUUCUGUGACAGUGUAAAGUAGUAAAGCAUAUUUAUUUACAAAUUUUAUUUCUUAUUUUGUAUAUCAAAUUGAGGAAAAGGUUUCUGUGUUUUGAAGCAGUGGGUUUUGAAGAGGUUGUAUGAGUUAUUGUUUGUGUUGUGUUUGAAACAGCUUCUCCAACAUACGACAGCCAUCUUUGAUAUCUGUUAUGACUACGAAACUCGAAAAGGUAUGCACUCACACAGCUCAUAAGAGCAUGUGCUGUGGAAUAUAAAACAUGAUUCAAAAGAAGAAAUUCCUGAACACCUUUGACAAAGAUCUGUAGACCAAAAUAGUGUAUGAAUAAAAAGAUUUUGCAAGGCA